GGAGAGGAGGAGGGAAAGGAGGAGGAGGUAGAUAGAUGGCUCAGCGCUGAAUGGGAAUGCCCAGUAAAUGCAGCUGUCGAUAAUAGCACACAUCAGCGGCAGCGCUGAGAUCAGGAGCACAAGCUCAGUACAGAGGAGAGGAGAAGGCAGGGAAGGAGGGGAGAAAAGAGAAGUGCACCAGCACAGGGCUGAGGCUCUGAGAGACAGAAAGAAAGAUUGUGCCGGCUCAGCAGAGCUCAGAGAAGAAGAGUGCGAGGAGGAGGUGAGGAAGUUGUGGGAACUCUGACACGCACUGGCUGGACACAGGUUGGCUUCUGGGCUUCAUAACGAGUGAUGAGCGAGUGAGUGUGAACCCGCACUGUUCCUGUGGCAUCUCUUUCCGUUAGACUUUCGUUCCUGAUUGGUGUGUGUGACAGACACUCUUUUGGGAGACACUUUUAGGAGCUUCUUGUCUGGCUACUCUGAGAGACAUGGUAGAGUAUGAUCUAGCUAGCAGAGCUUCAGCCCCAGAGCAUGGAGAAGUCAAGUAGUGAGGAGUCCGCUAUCCACCGCAGCCCGUCUGUGGACAGUUGCGACUCUGACUUUGCCCGCGCGUCCAGCUCAGGUCGUCCGUUUGGGGGACGAGGCUUCACCGCUGGAGCUUUCUACGGCUCCACGGGGCGCAAAGAGAGCGCCGCCGACAACAAGGACAGCAACAAACAGAGCACUUCCAAAAGCAGCAAAUACGUGGUCUUUUACCUGGAUCUAUCCUUUGUGUUCCUUUUAGAAUUCAAGAAGUGCAACAUGGCUAGCGGUUUCCUGUGCUGCUUGAAAUAUAUGAUGUUCCUCUUCAACCUCAUCUUCUGGUUGUGCGGCUGUGGAUUGCUGGGUGUAGGGAUCUGGUUGGCAGUGUCUCAGGGCAGCUUUGCCACUUUCUCGCCCUCCUUCCCCUCCCUCUCCGCUGCCAACCUUGUGAUCGCUAUAGGCGCCAUCGUCAUGGUGACCGGCUUCCUUGGUUGCCUGGGUGCCAUCAAGGAAAACAAGUGCCUGCUCCUGAGUUUCUUCAUUGUCUUGCUGAUUAUUUUGCUGGCCGAGCUGAUUUUGCUCAUCCUUUUCUUCACAUUCUCCAGUAAGGUCAGUGAGAAUGCCAAGCAGGAUCUGAAAGACGGCUUGUCUCUGUACUACUCAGAAAACAACGUUGGUCUGAAGAAUGCCUGGAAUAUCAUUCAAGCUGAGUGGAAGUGCUGCGGUGUGACUGGGUUUACAGACUGGCAUGAGGCUCUGAAAGAGAAGGUGGUACCUGACCGCUGCUGCCAGGAGCACUAUCAGGACUGCGGCCGCAACGUCACCAAUGAGUUCUGGAAGCGGGGUUGCUUUGAGAAGGUGGAGGAGUGGCUGGAUGAUAACAAGCACCUGCUUGGCACUAUUGCCAUGUGUAUCUUGGUUGUCCAGCUCCUGGGGAUGGCCUUUUCCAUGACGUUGUUUCAUCAGAUCCACAGAACAGGGAAGAAGUACAAUGCCUAGCCAGGCUCCAGUACAGAGGCUUAUGGGACUGAUUGUGGAAGAAAAGCUCCUUUACAUCACCUACAUCUCCUAAUGUUAUCUCCUGCUCUCCCCAGACUUCCCUGUACAAACAUCAGCCAUGCGUCCCUUUUCUUCUUCUUUCUCUUCUCUCUCGUGACAUCACUCAUCUGCCAAAGAGAAAGAGAGACAGAGAGGAAGGAGGAGUUCAAAUUCUUUGGCUAAGAAGCCCCGUACUGGCUGUUUCCCUUUCCCUACUCCUUUCGAGCCUUUUUUUGUAUGCUUGGACUAACUAACAAUUGCAGGAAGGAGAAUAUCAUGACAACAAUAAACUGCAUUGCUCUACUAAUGUAUAACUUCCAUCCUGCACGGAAAGGAGAAGAUAUAGAAGACUAACCGUGCCAUCCUUUGGGUGGUGUGCUUUUUAAAUGUUAUUCACAUUGUUCAAAUUCCCUCGACAGUGAUAAUGACAAAAGGUUCCAUCCUGGCCUCUGUAGUUUUCUGCUAGGUGGAAACCGCUGUCAUUUCAAUGGACGAUUAUUUGUUUUGGGGUUUUUUGUGGGGUUUUUUUUCUCUUUUUGUACCCCAGUCCUUUAAUUCUCAUCUUUCUGCAUCAGAGGAGUAAAGUGUUCCCUGAGUUAGCUGAGUAGGACUGUGGGUUGCUGUGGAUGGUCAGAGAGGGGCUUGGUGUGUUCUAACUACUCAUAAGCACAGAUUUAUACUGAUUGAUUAGAAAAGGAUGCAAGUAAGUUGGAAAAAAAAGUGUGGAUUGCGUGUCACAUCGGGAUGUCAGGCAACUGUGGAUGUUUCUCCUUUUUCCCCAUGUUGAAAUACCCUGAUACAGUCACAAUGCCCUGUGUAAACUCACAUAGACUGCAAUCUGUUUAUUAAUAAUAUUUUCACGUUUUAGAGCCAGUGCUGUACAGUUUUUUCUAGUUGUAAUAAUUAGUCAAAAACCGCACAUAACAAGUGAAGAUUGAAGAUUCAUCUUUCGCAUCGUAAACUCCACACACAUACAUGAAAAGCGUGCAAAGAGGCAUGUUAACUGAUGCUAAGAAAGAAGCCUUCCUGCAUUAUUGAUCAUUAGAGGACAAGGAUCAUGCAUUCUUUCUGUUUCUGUAUACCUGAGCUCUUCAUCCAUUGUUUUCCCUCAUUCUCAUUAUCUAUUAAUUUUUUUUCUAGCAAGGCUAGGAUGUGCCACAGAGGUAAAAGUAGUUUCUAUUUCAACUGACAUUCCUGUUAGAUGAGCUGGUUUUGUAUUCAUACCUUUAGUUCAGAUACAGCUCUAGUGACUAAAUCUGUUCUGUCAUCUCUACCUGCUUCUCCUUAGAGGAGAGUAAAAGAUCAAAGACAGUGCUUUUAGCUUAAGGUUUUGUAGGGUUUAAUUUCUGUCCAGUAGAGCAUCAAUUAUUUUGUCCAGACUGCAAUUGUUUUCUGACAUUCUGUCAAGAAAAGGGUCAUCAGCCAUCUCUUAUCCAGCCCAGGACUCAGAUAGCAUGGCCUUCUCCUAAAGUGUUCAAACUUCGUGCAGGUUGUGCUGAUUAAAAAAAAACAAAACAAACAAACAACAAAAAAAAAAAACACCACUCAUUUAAUCGGGCAUCAACUGAGCACAGAACUGCUGUUUACUGUAGUUUGGGAAAAUUGGUUUUAUACAAUCAGGGACCAGAGGUGGUCAGCAGUUCAGAUUUUCAUCCUAGAUAUGCAGAAGAAUGGACAAAAUUUGUAUUCUGCUUAGGAUGUAUAUAGAACCGCUGUCACUAUGCAUUGCUGCUAUGUGAGAUGUUGUUUGAGGUUCUUAAGAGGAUAAGGACGUGAGGAGAAAGAUUAACUAUUGCUAAGAAACAGUGUAGACUCUAACACAAUAACACCUGCUUGCUAAAACCAGGUGGAUAUCGGGGCUGACUGGGAUUGGCAUGGAGCUGAAAUCACUGCAGACUUAAAGCUGCACUAACAGAAGCAAACGGUAACACGGAGCUGUGUGUCACAAGGUUCCUUUAGCCUCAAGUCACAGUUUUAUAAGAAACAUUAGUUACUUGGAAUUUGUGUGUUUUUAUGCUUCAUAAUAAAAACUGAACUGUUAA
Molecule: messenger RNA, 3584 nt
Organism: Pangasianodon hypophthalmus (striped catfish)
Lineage: Eukaryota; Metazoa; Chordata; Actinopteri; Siluriformes; Pangasiidae
Gene: tspan9a
Product: tetraspanin 9a
Exons: 7
Coding region: 514-1503 (329 amino acids)
Cellular component (GO): membrane
Source: RefSeq, a predicted model, not a curated record